UGGAAUUACUGUUUCGUACUGUUUCCACAUUCGCGCAUCCAUUCCAGUUCACCCACCAGGAGGAGGUUUCCCAAAAUGACAUCGUCUCAGGACAAGAUUGUCGUUCUCAUCACCGGUGCUAACACCGGAUUAGGUUUUGAAAUAGCGAAAGCGCUUUUUGCCCGUCCCAACUCUUACCAUAUUCUUGUUGGGUGCCGGGGUGACGUUAGCCGUGCGACUCAUAGCAUAUCUAAGCUCAAGCAGAUUUCGCCGAACAGCUCAUCGACAGCUGAGCCGCUCUCCAUAGAUAUCACGUCUGAUGAAUCCAUCGCCACAGCUUUCCAACAGGUUGAGCAGAAAGUUGGUCAUGUAGAUGUGCUUGUGAAUAAUGCCGGUGCCGAUUUUGACAAGGCUACUGAGUCUGGUGAACUCACCGCUCGUGAGGGCUGGAACCAGACCUACGACGUCAAUGUGACAGGAACGCACUUAUUCACCGCCGCUUUUGCUCCGCUGCUCCUUCGCUCCACGGCCAAACCCCCGCGACUUCUGUUCAUCACCAGUGGCCUGGCGUCAGUAGAAGAGCAUUCGAAUGGCACGAGUUCCAAGUAUGCUCUUGCUCCAGCCGGCGAGUGGCCCAAACCAAAGUCGCUUUGGAUCCCAUACCGCGUCAGCAAGACUGCUUUGAAUAUGCUUGCGGUCGAGUGGGGUCGGCUACUACACAAUGAUGAUGUAGCGGUGUUUAAUAUCUCCCCUGGGUUUCUGGACACGGGUUUAGGCCACAAUCGCAGUACUGGUGAGAAGUGCGACAAAGGUGCUAUGGGUGCCAUUGACCCGGCGAUAGGAGGUAGCUUCUGCGCGGAUGUUGUUGAGGGGAUCAGGGACGAGCGGGCGUGGCCUAUGGCGACCAUGAGAAGGGACAGUAUCCAGCCGUGGUAGAGCGACUCAAGAUUGUUCAGGUAGCUCAGAAUUCAUUCAAGACACUCCCUUCGAAAUUUCCUCCAUCCUCACUCGCUGUCGCUUCCUGAUAGAUGGCCAUUUGUAUCACUAUGGCGAUCGAUGAAAAGA
Messenger RNA from Diaporthe batatas, 1044 nucleotides. RefSeq lists its product as uncharacterized. NCBI's taxonomy places the organism in Eukaryota, Fungi, Ascomycota, Sordariomycetes, Diaporthales, Diaporthaceae. Bases 76 to 915 code for a protein of 279 amino acids. The record is from RefSeq and is a predicted model, not a curated record. The transcript has 3 exons.